GGAAACAGUUCCAUGUCCUUGAAAAGUCCGGCGGAAAGAAGGAAACGCACUGCUACACGAAUUCCGCCUCAUGUAACUCUGUUCAAUGGGGAAGUGUGUAGUUCGGCUAUGAGUCUACCUGCGGGAUAGAGUUAGAUAUUUAAAAUAUUUAAAAGGCGAUCAUGUGUCUUGUCGGAGUCAACUACUGCAUUUUCACAUCAUUCCCAUGGACACGUCACUGCACGUCGGACAGUUAUUAGAUAAUAACGAACAUGGCUGCACCCACAGGACCGAGAGGAUCAUCAGCCUCUAGUUCUCCCGGGUUUGAAGGGUUUCCGUUUGCGGUUGUCGGGAGUAAACCUGAGGACAGCCCUGGUAAAGACCAGGAGCAAACCGGAGAAGCGAAAAGGAAGCCUUGCAGAGCUUGUACGGACUUUAAAUCCUGGAUGAAGGUCCAAAAGAGACAAGCUAAUAUACAGGUGACAUGAGGUCAAGGUUUUGUUUACAGCCGCGCAGUUCGGCGCCACAAAAUGGGGUUGAUUUCGGAUCACACAACAGCUGGCUCCAAACCUCAGGUUUAACUUGACUAACGUGCUCUCUUAAAUAAAACAGCAGUGGGAGUUUUAACUAUAAGCGCACUCCGCCUUUUUUGUAUCUACCUAUUGAAUUACUUUGUAAAUUUAAUCUUUGGCUUCAUAGCCGUUGACAUGCUUAUUUGUAAUGAAAUCUACAUUUUGUUGCAAGUGUGCAAGAAAAUGUUGAUGUUUGACUUGGCAACAGUCCUGUGGGUUUUAGGGGCUAAAAAGGUCACUCUAUAAGGAAAGAAUAACGAAUCUCUGCCUAUCUGUAACUGUUACUCCGUUAUAUCCCCCAGAAUUAUUUACAAAAACAAUGUCACAGAAGGAUGUGCUAACAUACUGAAUAUCAGCAUUGCUUUGAUUUUAUUAACUGAGUCACACCUGUGCUCAUACAGUUACUCAACAAACAUCUUGAGUGAUGUUUCUAUAAAACUGAGUAUCAUCACCCUACAUUGUUAUCCAAAAGUUUGGCAGGUUGUUGACAAAAUUAGUUGUUUAAUGUGGUUUCCUUGUGAGUCACAUGUGUCUGGUAAGUCUUGUUAAAAUCAACAUGAACUAAUGUGGAUUAUAUCAAAAUACCAUUGAAUUGACCCAAUUAGUAGGUCUUACUGACAAAGUUUUCUGUCUUGUCUUCAUCUGAAGGUGACCAAAGCUGGAGAGGUAGAACCCCAACAGGAGCCUCAGUGUCCACUGGACAGGGAAGAGCUGGGCCGUAACACCUGGUCAUUUCUACACACUAUGGCAGCAUAUUACCCCGACCAACCGUCAGCUACACAGCAGCAAGAGAUGGGGCAGUUCAUCAACCUCUUCUCCAAGUUCUUCCCCUGUGAUGAAUGUGCAACAGACCUGAGGAGCAGGUUGGUAAACAGUGCUUCUUUAGUUGCCACAUAAAACCUGUUUGUUACCUUUGGUUUAGGCACAAGAAACAGUACAAAAUAAAGAACAGGCAAUUUUGAAAAGCACAAUUUCUUCUUCACAGAUUAAAAACCAAUCAACCAGACACCAGGAGUCGCCAUGCCCUUUCUCAGUGGUUUUGCCAAAUCCACAAUGAUGUCAAUGUUCAGCUGGGAAAACCUGAGUUUGACUGCUCUCGUGUAGAUGAGAGGUGGAAGGAUGGAUGGAAAGAUGGCUCCUGUGACUGACUGCUGAAGACAGAGAGAUGAAAGGACUGAGCUUAGACAUUGAAGGAAAAGAAAUAUACAUGUCAGAGUUAAACUCCACCUUGCACAUGUUUAUGUGUAAACUGUCAAGGGAGGCACUAGAAAUGUUGCAUUGAUUAGUAGUAAUGGAUAUAACUGAUGUGGUUAUAAAAGUGAAGAUGCAAAACAACCAAGAAAACCCCCUUUUUCCUCAGUUUAGAACUUCUCUGAGACAGCACAAGAUUUACAGCAUAUAUUGUAACCUAUUUUCUGUUUAUGAUUUUUCUUUAUUUUGAGAUUGUCCCUUGAUAAUUAUUAUACAAUGCAUAAAGAACCCUCCCUAGUUUGACUUUGAUAAUUACAAUUGUGGCACUCAAUUGUUUGUAUGUUGUGAGCUGCUUUAAAUGUGAAGCUCCUGGAUUUGCAAUGACUAACAAAAUUUUGGGGACUAUAGCUACUAUGUUCAAUUUACAGUUUAAAGUGUACAGAUUAUAAAAAUAGAUUUUUUUGUUGAGUGAAGCUUCUCCACAAAUCAUCAUUUAUUUGUCCUUUUUGGGGUUUAAUGGGAGAGUCAUUGCAUUUGGUUGACACAUAAAACAGUGUGAACCACUCAAGGUUAAUGGGACGAGAGUGUGUUACUAUUGAUGACAUUUUAUAGAAUGAAUAAACUCAAUAUAGAGAUUGAAUCAGUGGAUUAUUGUCGGAUGAAAACAGCUGUUAGUUUAAGCAGCAUGUGAAGCCUUUUCUCCUCUACUCAGUGAUGUGUAAGUUCAAGUCACCUGAUAUGUGUGCCAUUUAUAAAUUGAUAAUUCUUUUUUAAUUUAGGAACAGUUCAAGGGCACAUGAAGAGUUGAUCAAGUUUAAUGUGCUGCUAUAACCAUGACAGUAAGGGAUUGAUAAUGAGCUUCGACAGUCCAAGUGUUUUGGCCAAGUAAUGGGGCAGCACAGACCAUAAAAGACAAAUCUCUACAGCCAAAUGCAUGUGCCUUGUGUCUGUCAUUGGAAUCAAAGAAACAUUUUUAUGAGAGCGUUUAUUGCAUCAGUUUCAAGUCAACAUCUGCAUCAGAAUGUAUUUGACGUUUCAAAAAUGCACUACUCUAAAGUGGCCUCUAGAGGUCGUGGAAGCCCUGAUUUUGAGGCAUUACUGGGUCUGUAUAUCAGCUGUACACACUUCUUCCCUUUCACAAUAGCAGUUCAUGGCCUGAAUAUUGAACUACAGAAUAAACUUUUUAAUAUAACAGAACAUAGUCGAGACAAGCUUGUGUCUGCUUAUUCAGCUGAAGCAUCUUGUGAAGUUCAUCAAUUUGACUUGAGAGCGUUUGGCAUUUAGCUGGUUGGUCACUGUUAAAGCUGCUGUGUUUUAUAAAAAAUCUCAUGAUACGCCACUUGUGACUUUAUUGUGUUGUGGUACUUGGCACACCAACACAUCAUGAGACUUUCCUUCAUGCUGAAUUUUAAUAACUGAGUUAUGUCUGUGACUUUGUGAUUAACAGUUUGGUCUGGAUAAAUUCAAUAUAUACAAAGUCUAAUUUCAGACUCACAAAACAGAUAUAGAUGGCUUUGUGCUUCACUGAAGACAUGAAGGUUUUGUUCACUUAAAAAAUAUAUGUAGAGAGUUUAUAUUCAGCUGUUAAAAUCACCUCUGAAGUCACUUCUUUUAUUGCUCAUUAUGGCCCUGCUCGGCCCUUAGUAUGCUAGCACCUCCUUUUCCCUAAACCUCUCUGACAUUCUUGUUGGAUCAUGUAUCAUUAUUAUCUGAUCUUAGCAGUUCUUGAAAUAUUACUGUAGGUCUACAGGUCCCUUUGGUUUGACAGCUGAAUAAUAAAGUUUUGAGAAGUUGACUAAUGACUCAGCAAAAAAGAUCCAGGCAACAGUCCUGAUGUACAGUCACCUGAAUUAAAAUGACAGUUUUAAUUUAUGCAGUGACAGCAACAACAAUAUUAAAAACAAAUUUAUUUGUGUAGCACUUAUAAAACACGAAUUUACAAAGAGCUGGGAAAAUCUGCAUAAAUAAAAAAGGAAAAAGAAAAAAACCAACAAUAAAAAAGAAACCCAUGAAAAAUUCACUCAAACAAACGACAUAAGGACCCAGAAAACACAAUAUGAAACCAAGAGCAUCAUAUAUAGCAAAGAAGCACAUCAUAAAACCCCCAGAAUAAUCUAAAUGAAUCUAAAUAACCACAGGCAAUACAGGAACCACAAUUUAUAAACAGAGACCAGAGGCCUGUGGGUGAGAAGAAGGAGCAUCAAAAUUAAAUAAAAGAGGAAAGAAGAGGAGGACAGAUGACACUCUGUCUAUAAGAAUAAGUUUUAAGAAGAGAUUUAAAAGAAGCAACUGAUUCACAUCUCUUUUGGCAGAUUGUUGCAAAGACAUGGAGGCCUGAUGGAAAAACCUUCAGUUUAAGUCUCAAUAUUGAGAGACCAGGAGUUCCCCACCCAAUAUCUAAGGCUACAAGGUGGCUCAUAGGGGGUUAAUAAUUAUGUAAGGUACUUUGGAACUAGGCCCUUAUGUGCUUUAAAAGUGAUGAGUAAAAUCCAUAGACUGUAUAUACUAUGGACAACUUGGUUCCGCCUACCGCCUGUAUACGGAUUUGAAGCCAAAUAGGUCUUGAUAUUUCCAGGAUUUUUCUUCAUUUCCUGAAACCAGUGCUGCGCAGUAGCGAUGCGCGCAUUUGGCCGCGCAGUCGCUGAGAGUCACUGUGAUGACACUUGGCUCAAACAGCGUAUCCCCCGGGAGAGCUACGCAAUCCCUGAACGCCCAUAGGCUGUAUCAGGUGUCAAUCAUAAAAAACAUGAACCCCCUAAUAACUUCGGAGCUUCACAGAAAAAAGAGGACUUCAGCACAAACCAGUCUUACGAUAACUACAUGUCAACAUCACAAGCAGGGGGGAGAAAAAAUGAUGUUCUGUGUAAUAAAUUUCUAAAGUUUGUCCACAGCUCCAUAAGCUUUGCUGGCAGAGGCG
Xyrichtys novacula (pearly razorfish) is the source of this 4659-nucleotide messenger RNA. Lineage: Eukaryota; Metazoa; Chordata; Actinopteri; Labriformes; Labridae. The record is from the annotation of a GenBank genome assembly.